Durusdinium trenchii is the source of this 5452-nucleotide messenger RNA. Lineage: Eukaryota; Dinophyceae; Suessiales; Symbiodiniaceae. The record is from the annotation of a GenBank genome assembly.
UGGGGGGUUGUCGGUUUGUUGAUCCGGUGAAAGGGCGGAGGGCUUGUGCCCUUUGAUCCUGGCUGUGAUGCGCCAUGCCACCAGCCGUGCCUGGACCAUACCGGAUGAGACACGCUCAGGCAUCACACGGCAAAUGCGCCGUGGAUGGACGACGAUCUCGGGUGCGUACAACUGGACCUCUGACCUCUUCAAAGAUGAGCAGAGCAGUGAAGAGAGCCCGGAGAGCAGCAGUGCGUCAGACUCAGAGGAGCACUUUUUCAAGAGCUCCGCCUCCAGCUGCAACAAUUGCUGGGAAUUCCGUCGCCACACGGCUUUGGCUCGUGAGGGCGAGAGAGCUUACCAGCUCUCUCUCAAGGGUGGUCCUAGGCCACAACGCUUGCCGGAUGGCACGUGGGUUCCGGCGCGCUUCUGGGGCGUCCAUCGUCGAGAGCUACGGGCGUUGUACGUCCAAAGUUCCAACGAUGAGAUGUGGCAGGAUGACUUGGACGUCACCAGCUUUGUCAACCACUUCGUCAGGCCACAGACGGAAGGGACCGAGAUGGGCUACGCGUUGAUGGUGCAUCAAGAUGACCCACAAGAGGUGAACUUGAUGAUCUCCCACGCCUGGGUUGAGAAUGCCAAGAACUUUUUCGAGGACGUUCUGCAAUCCAUGUUUCACAGCGAGGUGGCCUUCAUUUGUUUCCUCUCCAACUUUCAAGGAACCGCUCAGCAGAUUGAUGCGCAGUUGGGCAAUGACAUUUUGCGCAGCCCCUUCACGCAAGUCAUCAAUAGCGCGGCAUGUCAGCGCUUGCUGGUGGUGCCGAAUGAAGAGCUGAGAUCCAAUGGCCAGGGCUUGUACAGCCGGCUUUGGUGCAUUUGGGAGAUCAAGGUGGCGGCGGAUGCUGGACUGCCCAUCAUGAUUCUCCCACAUCGGAGCUCAGGUGAGCACCUGCUGGGCCAGUCGAUCGUGUCCUCUCGCAAUGCGCGUUGUGGCAAUCCCCACCAGCCCAUGAACAAGGAUGAGACUCUGAUUCGAGAGGCUAUUGCCAACAUGCCCCCAGAGUCGAAUCGAUCAUCGGCCAUUGCCUUCUUUGGCAUUUGCUUUUGCACCAGCUAUGGUGCUGUCAUCGGUGGAGGCGUGGCACAAGGCCUGAGGGAGGAGGCCCAAGAAACUCACGUUCGGCCCUCCAUUUGGACGGCAGUUCGUCCCAGCCGUGACACGACACGUUUGCCGCCGAAAGACUUGCAGCCUGAGGGAGACGUGGCGAAGCGCGAGGCCACGUGGCGUGCCUGCCGGACGGUGGAGGGUCGCCUCAGAGAUGUCCGUGCGGACCUUGACUCACAGCCGCCCUCCUCCCUGGCGGCCGACGUGGACGUGGCCCUGCGCUUGCUGGCGGACCGGCGGCGCGAAGCCUGUGAAGCUAAGGCCAUGGCCAAAGCUAGAGCUGGCCGACCUGUUAGUCGAGCUGUGCCCCCGGAGUGGGAUCCGGCACUUCGCAUGGAGUUGCGGCACCAAGCCCUGGCGCAGCGACCGCGCCGUGCACGCCUCGCGGCACCCAAACCUCCAGCAGCCGGUCCUCGACGAGGCCGUUCUGCCACAGCAGCCACGGCAGCGGCCAUGAGCCGAGUCCGGCCGCUGCGGCCAGUACCGCGUGUCCAGAGUCGCGAGGUGGAUUUCAAGGGAAAGCUCUAUGCGUUUCUCGUCACAUUAGACGACUGGAAAGCGCCACUGAACGAUGGGAGCUUUUCCCCUCUGCCGGACGAGUUGGCAGAUCAGCAGGACAUCGUCCAGUUCGCUUCGGCCAUUUUUGUGGCCAAUGAGGGCGAGGCCUUUACCGUGAGCAUCAUGCGCUUGGGUCGCCUCGAGGGGGAGGUCCGUUGCAACUACCGCACGGAGGAGUCCUCGGGGAAAGCCGGGCAGCGCUACGAGCACGUGGAGGGGCAGUUGGUGUUUCCCAGUGGAGUCUACGAGCAAAGGAUCGAGAUUCCCAUCUUGGAGUCGCCCUUGUGGAGCGCCACCUUGGAGUUUAAGGUGGUUUUGGAAAGCCCUAUGGGCUGCCAGCUGGGCAGGUACUUGAAGAUAUGUCGAGUCAAGGUCAUUGAUCAAGACUCCUUUCCUUCGAGCUACUAUGCCGAGCAGAUUGCAGAGAACGUCGAAGAUGUCCGGCAAACCGGGCUUUUCAUCGAGUAUGUGAAACAUAUACUGGAGCAACCUGGAAACACCUGGAGGUUUAUGAUCACUUUGCUCUUCGACCAACUCAAAAACCUCUAUGUUUGGUUCACCCUCACCUCCUCAGUGUACAUGGUCAACGUGGUCUUCGACCACGAUGAAGGGCGUCGCUCGGAGCUUUUGAUCCCGGAGGAUCCGGCCAAGACGGCCCAGGUCAUCGGGCUGUUGUACGUGCUCUCACCCUUGCUUCUCCAUGUUUGGAAGGUGGUCAGGGUGAACCUGGACCUCAAUGGCCGCAGCAAAGUCUAUUUGCAGACUUCUGUGAUGCGGAAGUACAUGAACUUCAGCGACGAGUCCCGCGAGGCCGUGACACAGCCAGAGCUGGUGAACACGGUGAUGAAGAAGACGGAGGACCUGGCAGGGGGCAUUAGCGAAGUCUCAGCUUUGCUGGAAACCUUGGGCAAACUGGUGAUGCUGAACUCUUUCGCAAUCUCCAGCAACCCAGACAUGACCUGGGCAGUCGUCACCAUGCCUGGUGUCAUGCUCUUGUGGUCUGUGAUACGGGACAGCGAACUCAUUUGUGAAGCACCUCCAGAGCCAUCAAAGAAGCUGCUCACGAACUUUGUGGCAGAUGUCAGCAAUAGCUAUCAAAUCAUCGCUCAUUAUUUUCAGCGCCCGACCAUGAACGAGAAGUUCGCCGCGCGUGCGGAGAAGUUCAACGACGACGAGAUUCCGGAGCGACUCUACAAGAUGAACAGCGAAUUCUUUUUCAGCUGGCUUGGCCCUUUGUUUGUGGGGCUCUACAUGGCUUUUUACUCGCCCUUGGUGCUUUCCAAAGAGCUUCCUUUGGGCACCUUUCUCGCAACCAUCAGUGUUUUCAAAGAAGUCAGUUCCAACUUCGAGGACGGCUACAGCGGACUGAAGAAGGUCAUCUCUUGCUUCGAACCUUUGGUGGACUUGACCGUCUUCCUCAAUCGCAAGACGGAUGUCCCCUUACUGAAGAGUUUCGUGGACUACCGCGUGGAAGAGACGAUCCAACGCCGUCGCCAACUGAUGUCCCUGCCACAAACUAGCCUGGAUGAGGCAGACUUCCGCACCGAUUUGAUCCCCAUCCGCUUGGAGAAUAUCGGCUUGCAGCUGGAUCACUUGGACGAAAACAAUCUCUUCCCUGACGGUCAGCGGCAUCUCUUUCGCGAGAUCAACCUCACCGCAGCGCAGGGCAAGUUGGUGGCCGUCAAAGGCCCCGCCGGCAGUGGAAAGUCCAAGUUGCUCAGAAUGCUCGCUGGCGAUGCAUCCCCCAGCUGUGGCACUGUCCUGAUCCCUUCUCACUUGCGAUUUGUCUUCGUGACUCAUCAAGUCUUCAUCAUGGACACCACCCCGCUGCAGAAUCUCUUCUUUGGUGACCCGGACCAAGUGGCCAGCGCGGAGGAGAGGCACCGCAUGCUUUGGAUCCUGGACAAGCUCCAGAUGCACACCACUCGGCAGCUGGCGGAGUUGGAGAUCUCCAUGCUUCAGGAGCCUGAAGAGCUGGAGGAGGAGAAUGGACCUUGUGGGUGUUGUUAUGACAUCGAAGAGGCACCGGAUCCUUCCGAGCGCUUUAUGCGACCGCCCGAUGGCUCCAAGCUGGCUCGGCAAGUGCAGAAGAGACUGGCGGGGUGGCACAACUCCUUAAGCUUUCAAGAGAAAGCCAAGCUUCACAUGGCACGUGCCUUGAUUAUGAACCCCGAGAUUCUAAUACUGGAGAAGCCAUUGAUGAAUGUGGAUGAACGGGAAUCUGAAAAUGUCAUGGCAGUGCUCCGCGAGUAUGUGUCCAACCGUGGCGUCGCGAUGCCAGCAGAGGAGCGCGACGGUCGGAGGCCGAGGACUUGCUUUUUGAGCGUCGAGCGCUCCACGGAAAUUCUGGUGGAUGCAAUUUGGGAGUUUAAAAAUGGCCGCUGCCAAGAGGCUCCAGCGCAGCCCAAGAAGGGCGGUGCCAAGGCGGAGGCGAAGGGCCCUCCACCGGCCCUCCAGGGCUAUCCUAUGACUGAGGUGCCUGAGAUAGAGGAGACCAAGAUAGCAGAGCUGCAAGCUGAGGUUGAGAAAGCUAAAAAGGAAGUGGAGAGAGAAGCGCAGGUGAUCCGUGAGCUGCGUCAAGCUGAAGGCCUGCGUGAGCAAAAGGCACAAAUGCUGGAAGACCUCACUGGUCAAUUGCAGCAAGUUCAUGAGGAAAAGGCGGCGGCCUGCCAAGAGCGUCGCAAGGGUGCCGCGGCCAAGCUGGGCUGGUUGCUGGAGGUGGCGUGGCAGAGGUGGCGUGGCACAGCUUUGUGGCAAGCAGUGCGUCAUAUCGCUGAGCAAGCAAAGUCGCUCCAACGGAAAGAACGGGUGAUCGCUCGAAGUCAAGCAGUUGCAGCGCUGUCCAGCUGCUUGCUCUUGUGGCGGCAAGUAAGCGCAUCCAGCCGCGCGGAGCGCGCCGCGCAGCAGCACUUGGAGGAGCUCCAGCGGCUCCAGCUGCGAAGUGCGCAGGCGCACGCGCAGCUGGCGCAGCGGCAGCUGCGGCGAAGCUGUUUGGCGUGGCGUUUGGAGGUGCGACAGAGGCAGGAGGACCGGAAGAAGGCAGAGAUGGCACAGAAAGCCACAGCUUUCAUGGCCUCCUUGCCAUCCUCAGCAUCAUCCGUAGCUGCUCCUGCUCCUCCAGUCGAGUCGGAUGUUGCGAUUGGGGAAAACGACGGAGCUCAGGCAGCUCAGGCCAAACCGCGCGCACGUGCAAAGUCAUGUCCGAAGAUCCUACUGGAUCUUGAGCAGCGGGCAGAAGAGCGCCGGAAGUCACAGGCAGAACGACGUCGGCGGAGGAACUCGCAGAAUCCGCCGGAACCGGAGCCGACCCAUCCGCCGCACGUGCCACUCACUUCGGCACCCGCGGCACCCGCGGCACCGGAAUCUCAGCUGGAGGGCAGUGAAGCGAGUGCAGCUGCCACUGAAGGCGCAGAGAUCUCGGUGGCACCACCUGCGCCUGCAACAGGGCCUUCGACAGUGCCGGCAGCCAAAGCGAGACCAAGGGCAUUGAUUGAGAUGGAAAAGCGCGCCCUGGAGCGACGGCAGGCGCAUGAGCUGCGGCGGCAGCAGCAGAAGCAGAAAGAAGAGGAGCGCCGGCAGAAGCAGGCAGAGGAGGAGCAGAGGCAGCGAGAGGCCGAAGAGGAGGCCAAGCGCGAGAAGAUCCGCAUGCAACGGCACCAGCAGCGGGAGCAACAGCGACUCAAGGCGCAGAAGUUGGUCGAUGCAGCAGUACGCAGAGACAAGGUACAUUCGAGUUUGGUGCCUCGUUGA